AUGUCCAAAAAAAAGGUGAAUACAGAGGAAGUCGCGAGAUUACAACGAGCUGGCCAAAAUGCCUACAAAGCGGGCAAUCUUCAAGCCGCCAUUGAAUCCUUCACUCAGGCAUUGACUGAGAACAAUGAGGAUAUUGGUGUUCUCGACAAUCGAGCUGCUACUUAUUGCGGACUGAAGCAGUAUAGCCAGGCGCGAGCUGAUGCUAGAAAUAUGGUGAAGCUUGCACCUAACGAUGAUCGUGGGUAUCUACGCCUCGCAAAGGUGUUAUGUCUUGAUGGCAGCUUCGACAAGGCUCGAGAUAUCUACGAGUACGCUCUUCAGAAGCUUCCAGCUGGCCACAAAGGUCGUGAUCUCAUCUCUCAGCUUCUGAAGAGACUUCGAGACAAGCUAGCGGGAGGAACUCGGCGCGACCCAUUCACAGCCUUGCCCCUUGAAAUAGCCCAUCUAACCCUUGGGCUGUUUACCUUUAAGCAGAUCGCAGCAAUCUUGCGUGUCUCAAAAGGAUGGAAUAAAUUUCUUACCGAACUCUCUAACCUAUGGAUGCAUGUUGAUCUUACAGGAGCCAGAUCUCGCGUACCUUGGACGUCUGUUCGGAGCUAUAUUCAUCGAUCGCGAGUGCAAUUGACCGCUGCAACAAUUGUGAAUAUUGUUCCAUCAUCUACGCCCAAGGUACUUGAUAUGUUGAGCAGAUGUCCCAAACUUGAAAAUCUGGCGUUGAUGGCCGCCCACGAGCAGCCCCCCGAUUUCUAUGCCAAGAUAAUAGAGUUCCGGCAUUUGAAGAGUAUCACUUGCGGACCAGAUAUCAUGUUAUCUCAUGGUUGUGUCGGCGGCAUUCUCUCCAAGCUUCCUCGGCUCGAAAAGGCUGCAUUCUACCAUGUUUGGGAUUCUCCCUCAAGGGCGGACCGGGCUGAGUCCUGGCCUUUAAAUCAUCCGAAUAUCAAGAGUCUUGUGAUCGGAUCUUCGCAAGAAGAUCGGACUGGCCUCACUUUCCCACUUGUCGUUCCGGGCCUUGGUGGAACAACUGAUCAUUCAUAUCCUAACUUAGAGGAGCUGCGCCUCAUAUGGAACCCAGCCCGAUCAUGCUCCUACCGCUUCAACCCAGUGCAGGACGGCGAGACUCUCCCACCAUUGCGCAUACUAGAGCUGCGAGGCGCCGCAGUCCAACAAAAUUUCUACACUAUUCUCCCGACCACCCUUGAAACUCUCCGCUUCUUUUCAGGCUCUAUCGAAAACGCUCUAGUUGGAGGCUUCGGUGGGAAUUUUCUCACACCGAGUGGGAAUGAACUACCGAACUUGAGCACUCUCAUCUUCAACGAUACGCCCUGGGUCAACCUCAACACCUUAUCAGUCUUCCUUCUCCAAUCCAAAGCCCCACUCCGAUCCCUCCAUGUCAACCUCUGCCACAACAUAAAGGGCCAGGAGUUUCUCAAAAUAAUCUCCGAUCCAGAGAAAGCAAACCCCGAACUUGCAAAUAUCACUGACUUGGGUGUUGCUUGUAUGACCGAUAUAGAUGACACCAGUGUUGGGCAUCUGUGGGCUACUCUGCCGCAUCUGACAGUCCUUGAUUUGUCUCAGACUAAGAUUACGGGUUGCACUGUCCGUAUGCUUGCAGAUACACGGAACGAGGAUGCUGCUUCUGCAAAGCUUGAAGUUCUCACAAUCAAGGGUUGUGAUGGUGUUUCUCGUGAUGCGAUCGAUUAUGGCCGGAACAUGGGACUCAAGAUCUUGACUUGA
Penicillium soppii is the source of this 1734-nucleotide messenger RNA. RefSeq names its product Leucine Rich Repeat domain protein. NCBI's taxonomy places the organism in Eukaryota, Fungi, Ascomycota, Eurotiomycetes, Eurotiales, Aspergillaceae. The transcript has 6 exons. The record is from RefSeq and is a predicted model, not a curated record. Bases 1 to 1734 code for a protein of 577 amino acids. Gene Ontology annotation, molecular function: Hsp90 protein binding.